UAAAGGUAACAACUCGCUUCAAAGUCGCGAUCCAUGUAAUGGAACAUGUUCCGUUAGCGAUCCAUUGCAACCAUUUCUUGAUUGUUUCAAUGGAUCACUAAUGGAACGCACUAACAAACACCAAAAAAAGCGGUUUUGAUAGUGUUUAUAAGGUGUUUUUAUAGUGUUUAUUAGGGAAAUUUUUGUUUGGGAUUCCAGUCUGCACAGGAUAAUGUCUCGUCACUUAUUGCUGCUGACCUGUAUGUUUGCUGGGAGAUGUUUUGCUGGUAACAGUACAUCGGUUUUGUCACGUAUACCGGAUACACUACAGAGGUUGUGUCCCGGCAUUAACAUUUGUCCUGAGAACCAGACAUAUCCAGCACCAGAAUACACAUUUUUUUCAGGAUAUGUGUCAUGCUGUUCUGAAUGUUCGUGCAGUUCUGAUUGCAACGAAAAUGGAAACUGUUGCUUUCCGCACAUACCAAAAGAUGACGGAAGACUGAAAGUUUCGCACACUUGUCUUUUCCCUGUAACACCUCAGCCGCCGAAACAAGAUAGACAACUUUACCAGUCUUACAGUAUGAUAUCGUCGAUUCCAGAAAAGGAUCACGGAGAUAGCACAACCGUACCCAAUACAUCUUGUGGUGAAGAAAAUGUAGCUCAUUGGGGCAGUCUGUAUCCUGUUUAUUCUGCAGAAUACAAACUACUAUACAAGAAUAUGGCAUGUGCAGCAGCAAAUGGUGUGACUGAUGGAAUGCUUUGGGAUGCCGUACUUAACUGUGACGACUACUUUCACGGAAUUAAAUUAGACGUUAGCAACUUUGUUCUGGGACUAGACUCCAACUAUAUUCCCGACGAAUGUGUAGUUAAUUUCGUAUACCGGGGCAACAUUGAAGACAUUAAAUCUCUGAAAUGCUAUACAGAUGUUAUUACAACAUGUCUCGACUCCCACUUUAAGAUCCCUGAUGAAGCUUAUGCUUCAGAAGAGGACAUAAUCGAGAUGUGUACAAGCGGACUAGUGUCACCAUUCAAAAGUGAUUUUAAAAUAUUUGCCAACGUGUUCUGCUUUAUAUGUAACAAUCAUUAUUUUCGGAAAGAGAUGGAGUGUCCAGACAUUGACUAUAAUGCCGGAAGAGGACCUAAAAGCCGUGGUCUCCAAGCUCUCCUUGAUGGCAACUUUAUGACUAAAGGUUGGAAGGAAAGCACCAGAGAGACAGGAGUAUUUCCAGUAGCUUGCAGCGUCAAUGAUAAGGGAAGUUGUAGACCAGUCCAUUGCCCAUCAGGUCAGCAACGUGCUCGAUCCGGCGAGUGCAUGUAUCCGCACAAACUUUGGUAUGACCAAGACUACAUAGUGUGCAUCAACCUCACAACGGACACGACCAUCAAUGUAACAGAUGUUUUUAAGAUACAACCGGGUUCCAAGAGGGAGUACUUGCCUCCAUUUAUAUCGCCAUGGCCAAAGGAUUGGUUUAUUUUUGCAAUAUUUUCUCAUAACGACAUAUGGACCAAAUUUUGCAAAUGUGCAUCUUUCCAGUUCCUACUUAAGAGAAAAUUAUCAGCAUCAGUACAGCCGAAACAUCUCGUGCAAACUGUAAAUAAAUUUGCCGCACGGGACUGGUCUCUGCAAAAUCGAAAUUCAUCACUCGUUUUCAAGUCACACAUUUCGCAUUUGUCGUACUCGGCUAAAGACUUUGCAGUACUUGACGCCAAUAGUAUGUUUUUCUUCGGGAAUAAUUCUAAAACAACUUAUAGAGUGUUAUACGUCAGAGGUCGACAUGGACUGAACAAAUUUCACAUUACAAAACUUUACUUCUGUAACCAAGUCGAACUGAAUCCACAUGAAAUUAUUCUUAGUCCAUACAACAGUAUGCUGUUUAACAAAAUUACGAAGCGCCACCUAUAUGAUGGAGAAUUUGCACUCGUAUGGAGUAAUGCGUACGAAGACGUGUGUGCACGGAUAUGUAUUGAAGACUCAGAAAUGUACGAAAUUUCCAACCACUCUGGCAUAAAUAGUUUUUCCGAAAACUAUUACGUCCGACUCAUUUUUCUUACAUUUGUUUGUUGUGUAGUUAACGGAUUAUAACAUAUGUCAUGGACACGUGCAAACAGGUACCUCAUAAGCAGAUUUGUAAAGUAUUUUCUUGCAUAAAGUAAAGUUAAUCUACAAUUACAGUGAUACCUGAUAUUUGGAUACUACUUGGUAUCAUGCAUUUUAAACGGCUUAGAUAAAGUAGCCAAAUCUUUUAUGUAAAUCAGGUUCUAGUCUUUCCUUGACUUCUGCGCUGUAUAACGCUUACUUGCCUAGCAGAGAAAGAGUAUAUCUUGUAAUUCUUCGUGACGAUGUCAUUAAAGAUUUUGACUUGCAGGUGUCCGCGAAGCACGAUACGACACUUACCUUAAAGCAGAUAGUUUCAUUUAGAUGGCUGUGACUUUCGUUUAAGUAUAUAUAACAAUGGACAGCUGAAGUAACAUAUUGUACGUAGGCGACCAAUAUGAAUCUUUUCCAUUCAUAUUGAAUAAGAGAAUGAUAUUUUAUUGAAAUCCAAAAACACUCAUACAGAAAACAUUUAAAAGAUUGUUAAGCAAGUGUUAUACUUUUGCCAUUUUUAUCCUUAGAUUUAGCACAACGGAGACGUGACAUUAAACUGUUUUUGAAGAACAAUAAAACAAAAUACAAAAGCAUAUAACCAAAUUAAAUGUACGAACAAUUUGGAACACACAUUUUCUAUGACCAAGGUGAACCAUACAUCUAUUACCAAUAUGGACCAAACUAAACCAAUUCACGGAUGGUAAUGUGCAAUUCAAUUCCCGCUGAGAAUAUGCUUAAACGGGUUGCGCGACAUCCGGUGCUGGUGUUGCGCAUCAGUAUAUACAAAAUUGACAUAGGUGGGAUUUUGUUAUUGUAAAUAAUCUACGACUGUUUUCGAAAAAAAAGCAAAAUGCUAUUCGAAACAAAACAAAAUAAAGAUCAUAUGUGUGAAAUGACAACUUCUAGAUUUAAGAAUCAACCCUGUGAUCACGAAAAGUCUGCAGACUCGAAAUAUCAAAGAAGUAUGAAAUCAUAAAAAUACAGAUUUUCUAACUCUUAUGCCUUCUUUUCUACAAUGUGACACUUCCCAAGAUAAAUACGUGUAAACCAGUCAUGAAUAUUACGUACACUUGACUAAAAUAAUGCUUUUGGGGGGAAAUAUUGGCAAAUAAAUAAUCGGGAAAGCGGUUGCGGCCCGGGAAUGGAAUCGCGCGUAUACAUUAUAUAUUCAAAUGUA
This is a messenger RNA of Mercenaria mercenaria, 3245 nucleotides long. RefSeq lists its product as uncharacterized. The transcript is spliced from 4 exons. The coding region runs from base 212 to 2062 and encodes 616 amino acids. The record is from RefSeq and is a predicted model, not a curated record. NCBI's taxonomy places the organism in Eukaryota, Metazoa, Mollusca, Bivalvia, Venerida, Veneridae.